Messenger RNA from Manduca sexta (tobacco hornworm), 3484 nucleotides. RefSeq names its product protein sel-1 homolog 1 (gene Hrd3). Gene Ontology annotation, molecular function: protein binding. Lineage: Eukaryota; Metazoa; Arthropoda; Insecta; Lepidoptera; Sphingidae. Gene Ontology annotation, biological process: ERAD pathway. Gene Ontology annotation, cellular component: endoplasmic reticulum membrane. Bases 259 to 2502 code for a protein of 747 amino acids. The record is from RefSeq and is a predicted model, not a curated record. The transcript is spliced from 15 exons.
UUUGAUAACCAGUUUUUGACAAUGACAAUUCCACUUGCUCCAGCAAUAUUCGAGAAAUUCGACAAGAAAUUAAUAUAGAAAGUUAUACACAACGUAACAUACAAUAAAUUUAUUUAAUUACUGUACGAGACACGUGUUCGCGCGUUAUCGGUUCCAAAAAUACUGUUCGUUUGUCGUCGCAGUUAAGUUGUGUUUACUCGUCGUUGGGACACGUAAGUGAUUAGUGUUUUGGUUCGAUGCGCUUAAAAAUACGUAAAUAUGAAUCGGUUUGAGAUUCUUGUGUUGUGUUUGUGUGUCGCUCUGUCGGUUUCGGAGUUAUUGGGGCCGGAAACUCGUAAGGACUCUGAAGACAGUGAGGAUGAAGACGACUUGGAGAGUUUGGAUAGUACGACGCGAGUCGACGCGGAAUACAUCAAGGAGUUGACGGAUGCGGUCAACAAGGAGAUCAUGACGCUGAAGGAGUACGCCGAUGUAAUGAAAACCAAGGAGCUGCCGAAGGAAGAUGAAGAUAAAAAAGCAUUUACAGAUCCUCACCUAGAGCAAAUGGCGUACACAUUGAAACUCUUGCAGAAGAGUCUGCUGAGGCAAACGGAACCGAGCUGGGUUGAACAGAAGAACAUGGAUCAAAGCAGUGAUCAGGAGAGAAUAGAUGUAGAGAGUCCACAAUACAUUUUGGACAGUUUACCACCAUUACCUGAAGAAGAAGAACCAGAGUUAACACCUGAGAUGAAAGAAGCCAAAGAGCUAUACGACGCCGCCAUGUCGAAGCUCAACAAGCGGACUCCAGACCUUCGGGCCUCCAUACUGCAGAUCAAGCAGGCGGCUGAGGUCGGCUACGUGCCGGCUAAGAUCAAGCUGGCCUGGUCUUACGUGUUCGGGGAGGGUGUAGAACUUGAUGCGGAGAAGGCCAAGGGGAUAUUCGAAGUGUUGGCGGAAGAGGGGAACGCCGAGGCUCAUGCGGGCAUGGGCUUCCUCUACGCAACCGGUAUAGCGGUCCCGGUGUCCCAGGCGAAGGCGCUGGUGCACUACACGAUGGGAGCGCUGGGUGACAGCUCAUUCGCGCAGAUGGCGCUCGCGUACCGAUACUGGAGCGGCGUCACGGUCCCCAGCUCGUGUUCCAAAGCCCUGGAUCUAUACAUGAAGGUUGCUUCUAAAGUGGCCAGCCAGGUAACAUUCAGUGGAGGUCCAGCGAUACACAGGACUCGUCUGAUGGACGAGGCGGAGAGCGGCGGCGCCGGCGCUGCGCUCGACAGUGACCUCAUAGAAUACUACCAGCUACUCGCUGAAAAGGGAGAUGUGCAAGCGCAGGUCGGUCUAGGCCAGCUACACUUCCAAGGCGGUAGAGGAGUUACCCUGGACGUGAACAAGGCAAUGCACUACUUCCAACAGGCCGCUAAGACAGGCAACGCGGUCGCCAACGCGUUUCUUGGCAAGAUAUACUUAGAAGGAGGCGAAGGUAUCAAACCGGACAAUGAGACUGCGCUCCGAUACUUCAGAAAAGCGGCGGAACUGAACAAUCCAGUGGGACAGAGCGGUCUAGGGUUUAUGUACUUACAGGGUCGUGGAGUGCCGAAGGAUACGAAUGUAGCGUUCAAAUAUUUCACAAUGGCCGCCAACCAGGGUUGGGUUGAAGGACAGUUGCAUUUGGGCUUCAUGUACUUUGGCGGCAUCGGCGUGGCGCGCGACUUCAAGCAAGCGAACAAGUACUUCUCGUUGGCGUCGCAGUCGGGCCACGUGCUCGCGCUGUACCACCUCGGACAGAUGCACGCGCAAGGGCUCGGGGUCAUGAUGUCUUGCACCACGGCUGUUGAGCUGUUCAAGAACGUGUGCGAGCGCGGGUCGUGGGGCGCGCGGCUCAUGUUGGCGCACGCGGCGCAGCGCGCGAGGGACUCCGACUCCUCCUUCCUGCAGUACCUCGCGCUCGCCGAGAGGGGCUACGAGGUCGCGCAGAGCAACGCCGCCUUCCUGCUCGAUAACGGCGAGGCGCGGCUGUUCGGCGAGCGCGAGCGCUGGGCGCGUGCACUGCAGCUGUGGGCUCGUGCGGCGGCGCAGGGCAGCGGCGGCGCGCGCGUCAAGCUCGGCGACUACCACUACUACGGGCUCGGCACGCCCGUCGACCUCGAGGCCGCCGCGCAUCACUACAGGAUAGCCUCGGAGCAGCUGCACAACCCGCAGGCGAUGUUCAACCUGGGCUACAUGCACGAGCGCGGGCUGGGGCUGGCGCGCGACGUGCACCUGGCCAAGCGCUGCUACGACCUGGCGGCGGAGGCGGCGCCGGACGCGCGCCUGCCCGCCGCGCUGGCGCUGGCCCGCCUCAACGCAGAGGCCGCGCUGCACCAGCUCGCGCAGUCCAUAUUGCAGAGUCCUCUCGCUAUGAUAUUCCUAACGGGCGGCGAGUCGACAUUCCUGUCCAACUGGGACCUGUACCUCAUCACAGCGCUGUUCGGAGCCCUGGGACUGGUGGUCUAUCUCCGCAGGCCCACGCAGCAGCCUGCCAACUGAACCGUAGACAAUCGUGAUGGCUAGAGACGAUAAAAGUGAUAAAUAGAUUUUAAUCGAUAAUAGUGAUAAAUCGAUUUGAAUCGAUUCAUAAUCGAUAAAGACAAUUGUGAAUACGUGGGAUUCGAGAGACUGAUCGAAUGUUUUAUGUAAUGUUUAAAAAUAAAUAAGGAAUGUAAUUUAUUUGUUUUAUAAAUAAGAGCAGAAUGUGAACACCUAAACUCGGAUAUCUAAUAUUAUGUACUGUAGUAAAAGUAUUCUGGAACAAUACUAAUUAAUAUUUUUUCUCUGUAGCAGUCUCUCCCCAAUAUGUCAGAAGUCAUGAAUAAAGGCUAUUUAUUAUCAAAUAAUAUGAAUUAACUGAGUUAUUAACAUUAAUGUUAUAACAAGACAUAGUUUUUUUAUUUAUAUAAAUGGAUGUUUUAGUGAAUUAUAUUUUAUUUGUAAAUCAGUUAUUUUUGGAAGAUAAAUACAACGCAUACAUUUCCUUUUUUCGAUCUUUUUAUGUAAAUAUUUACUAACAGUUUCUGAUAUUCAAUACAUGUAUAUAAAACAGCAGUGUAGGUGUUUGUACCACGCUUCUAACUGUAGGCCGUUUAUAUCAAAUCUAUUAUAAAGGUGCAUUCACACUUAUCGCCCUGAAAGCAUGUUUACAUCUUGAUAAAUGUGCUGGUUUAUCGCUUCUACAUGAAAUUUCCGAUUCAUUGUAAAUAAAUCGUCUCUUGAUUUUAUUAUGCAAUACAAUGUUUACUUAAAACUACUUUUUGUUAGAUUUUUAGACGUUGCAGUGGCCGUCUCCUUUGGCGAUGAGUGUGCGUUAAGCCUAAGUAUGCAAUUUAGUUAAUAUUUAUAAAACUUGCAAUCACACUUAACUUCAUAUUUUCUCUAUAUUGUUUGAUGUUUUUCUUUAAGAUGUUCCUCGUAAAUUAAUUUGUGAUGUUAAUAGCGAUGAUAUUGUAAAUAAAAGGAGUUAAGAUUAUUAAAA